AUGUCCGGACUCAAUGCCGACGCCGAGUCCGGCGAUGAAUAUGCGCCGCACGACAGAAGAUGCCGCGACGGCGACGAGCACGAAGCAGCCGAGGACACGCCGCUGCUGCCCACAGACCUACCCGCUGAACUGAUCCCGGAGAGGUCUCUGCGACUGCUUGUUAGCGUAAUUGGAGGUCUGUGUCUGACUUUGGUCGGCGUGAGCCAGAGACUCUUUGGUCCUGCGCUGCAAGAGAUCAUGGAAGAUGUCAUCUGCAGAGAUGUUUAUGCCGAUCACCAGCUCAACACCCUGUCCCAUCCAGACAGCCGAUGCAAGGGCAACGACGUACAAAAGAUCCUCUCCAUGGUCUCCGCCGUAGAUACUUCCGCUGAGAUGAUAGUCCCAAUUCUAGUGCAGAUACCAUAUGGAAUCAUCGCGGAUAAAUACGGUCGUCGAAUCGUCAUCUUCCUCUCUCUCUUUGGCUGCGCUUUGAAGAUUGGAUGGACAGUAGUUGUCCUCUCACUGCCCAAUACACUAAACAUCUGGGCCAUCCUCUGGGGUAACCUGGCCUAUUUCAUAGGUGGCGGCGGAACCAUGGCCGGCGCAAUGUGCUACACGCUCUUCAGUGAUGUGACGCCCGCUGCGGAACGGACAAUCGUGUUCUAUCAGCUCAACGCCGUGCUUCGCAUCGUCGGCGUUGCGGCCACGCCCCUGGCGGCAUUCCUCCUCGGCGUGAACCCGUGGAUGGCUCUGUGGAUAGGCAUUGGCCUGCUGGUCGUUGGAACGGGCUGCACGCUCCUGCUUCCGGAAACUCUGGACCUGAGAAAAAUGGCAGAUCAGAGGGGGCCGUCUCGCGAUGUUCGCGCAGACUUUGCGCCGCAGGAAGUAGCCAAGGUUUCUGCCAAGUCUGCAGUCCAACAGGCGCUGGCCUCGGCGCGCAGCGACUUUUCUCACAUUUGGCGCUUUGUGCUCGGCUCACAGGGAAUCAUGUUACUCAUGGUGUGCAACGCUUUAGCGUUCCCUUUGAAGCUUGUAUUUGAGGGCGACCUACUGCAGUACAUGACCAAACGCUAUCAUUGGUCGUGGUCAACGGCUACAUAUAUCGUGUCCAUCGAGAAUUUCUUUGCCCUGGGAGUGCUCAUGAUUGUAUUACCGGCGACUGCUUGGGCUUUGGAUCGGGGCGGCCGUUCGCCGCUGAGGCGCGACUUAUUCCUCGCUCGAAUGUCGUCAGUCUUUGCGUUUCUGGGUACAAUACUCAUUGCCUUUGCACCGGUUGGCUGGCUCUGUGUAUUGGCACUUAUAAUCUACAGUUUUGCAGCGGGCUUUUCUCCAUUGUUCCGAUCGAUUCUUUCCAUCAUCGUCGAGCCCCAUACGAUUGGUGCCCUUAAUACUGUCAUAGCGACGAUUGAAUCAAUCAUGGGCCUCAUAUCAGCUCCUACUCUGGCUUGGCUUCUCAAUCGCGGCAUGGAUAUUGGUGGUGUCUGGAUUGGGCUUCCGUUCAUGUUUACCGCCUUCCUGGCAGUACUGUCCGCCUUGGGAAUUUUUGUGUUCAAGCUACCUCCAGCAUUUGCUCGAAGUUGA
This is a messenger RNA of Akanthomyces muscarius, 1560 nucleotides long. RefSeq lists its product as uncharacterized. Gene Ontology annotation, cellular component: membrane. The coding region runs from base 1 to 1560 and encodes 519 amino acids. The transcript is spliced from 4 exons. Gene Ontology annotation, biological process: transmembrane transport. NCBI's taxonomy places the organism in Eukaryota, Fungi, Ascomycota, Sordariomycetes, Hypocreales, Cordycipitaceae. The record is from RefSeq and is a predicted model, not a curated record. Gene Ontology annotation, molecular function: transmembrane transporter activity.